Macrosteles quadrilineatus (aster leafhopper) is the source of this 5289-nucleotide messenger RNA. Its product is annotated as oocyte zinc finger protein XlCOF6-like. The record is from RefSeq and is a predicted model, not a curated record. Bases 141 to 2603 code for a protein of 820 amino acids. Gene Ontology annotation, biological process: regulation of transcription by RNA polymerase II. NCBI's taxonomy places the organism in Eukaryota, Metazoa, Arthropoda, Insecta, Hemiptera, Cicadellidae. Gene Ontology annotation, molecular function: zinc ion binding; RNA polymerase II cis-regulatory region sequence-specific DNA binding; DNA-binding transcription factor activity. The transcript is spliced from 3 exons.
CUUUUGCUUACUUUGGGCUUCUAAUAAAAAUGAAUAUCAAGUGUUUAGGCUAGUUUAGUAAAUAAUAGCAGAAAUGCUGGUUUAGUAUGGAUAACAAUAUCCCUCAACAUAUAUUUUUUAAUUUCUAUUGAUAAGGAAUCAUGAAUUGUGCCAGCAAUAACUCUGAAUCUGAAGAGGUUAAACAGGAAGAUGAAGUUUUAUGUGGGGAAAGAUCGAACGACAAUAAUUCAUUGUUGCUAUCGGCCCCAUCUUCAGAGCAAUCAUCGACUUAUCUCCUAAAUCCAACCCUUCAGAUGAACCAGGAGGAAGCCCUAAGGGGAGUCAGUCUAGAGGCCUUGAGUCACAUCAUGCAGUCGUCCUGUCAGCCGUCCAGCUCACAGUUCAGCAUGUUGAGUGAUAGCUUCAACCAUCACCAGUCAAGCCCCACCUACCAAACACCCAGCUGUACCAUCCAGACGUACAACAACUCUCAGGAGAAGAAUGACCCACCUGUGUCAGAAUCUUGUAACAUUCAAACCUUCAAAAACACACAAAACAAAGUAGAAGCCCCUGCUGCUGAAGCUGUGUACUCUGACGAUGAAGAACACAACUCUAGUGACAUGAAAAUCUUUUGUUCUGGGUGUGAAAUAAAAUUCAAUAAUGCUGCCGAGUUGGCGACCCACAGGCGAACAGUCCCACACAUCAACCGUAUAAUGCAGCCUUCAUCACCUCACUUUGAAAUUAUAUCAAGCAGUUUUGUGCACCCAUCUUAUCCAGAACUCUCGAGCACUUUACCAAACUAUAUCAACACACAAGAGAAAACGGAAUCACCAGUCGCUGAAGCUGUUUACUCAGAUGAAGAUGAACAUAAUUCUUCUAAUGGUUCCGGUGUUGAAUGCUCAGUCUGCAAGAGGAGAUUUUCAACCUCUCUCGAGCUAAUGAGCCACAGACGCUCGGUUCAUCGAGGCCAAAUAAGCUGCGAGUUUUGUGGUAAACACUUUGCAAAUACACAUAACUUAAAAAUUCAUUCUUUUUCCCAUACUGGUGACACAAGAUCCAAAUCCUUUUGUAAUACUUGUGGGAAAGGAUUUGUAAAGCCUUCAGAUUUGAGGCGACACGAACUCAUCCAUGCUGGAAGAUACUCCUGCUUAGAGUGCAAUGUUACGUUCAAUACUGCUGAUGAAGUAAAAGAACAUGCAAAAACCCACGAUGACUAUUCAUCCAGUAACUGCUCUGAUUGCAAUAAGGAAUAUAUUAACGAUGGACCUCACUUAAAUCAUAACCAAGAGCCGAAAAGAGAAUUGUUUUCUUGCGACACCUGUGGUUUAGCUUUGGAAAGUAAGUUUGACUUGAAAGCUCACUCACUCAAACACACCGGAUCAUCCCAGAAUGUCUGUGGAACUUGUGGAAAAACAUUCAGCCGACCUUCUGACUUGAACAGGCACUCUGUCAUUCACACUGGGGAACGCCCCUUCACUUGUGUGGAGUGUGAGAUGAGUUUUACAAACCAGAGUAAUUUAAGAAUGCACCUUAUGACCCAUUCUGAUGUUAAGCCGCAUCCUUGUUCGGUUUGUGAAAAAUCAUUUCGUAGAUCUGCAGAUUUGGAACGUCACUCCUGUAUUCAUAGUGGCGCUAGGCCGUUUAAGUGCAACUUAUGUCCGAUGGCAUUUACCACCGGUUACAACUUGAAGAUUCAUCAGUUGAAGCACACCGGUGGAUUGCCAUACCCUUGUACCCAGUGUGAAAAAGCUUUCAGCAAACCUUCAGAGCUUCAGAGGCACACUUUGACUCACUCUGGUGAGCGUCCGUUUACAUGUCCUCAGUGUGGAAUGAAUUUUUCCAACUCAAGUAACCUGAGAAACCACAUGAUUACUCACACAGGUCGACGGCCCUUCCCUUGCAAUAUCUGCAAAAAAGCAUUCACCAGGCCUUCAGAUGUCAAAAGACAUGUUCUAACUCACACUGGAGCUCGCCCUUUUGCUUGCACAAUUUGUGGUUUGGCGUUUGCUGAUUCUUCUAAUCUAAAGAAGCAUACAUUAACACAUUCCAAGCAACCGAACCCUUCGAACAGACUCAUGCUUGGCCCUCCAUUUCAUUGUCAGGUGUGCGAAAUAACAUUUGCAAAUUCGGGCGAACUAGACACACAUAUCAGAACAUCUCAUGCCGAUGGAUCUAAGGACUUCUUAGCCAAGAUAAACGGUACCAAACAGUACACUUGUGCAAUCUGUGGUUUACGCUUUACCCACGCUAUUCAUCUUCAAGAGCACUCGCUCAGUCAUGACAGAGAGCAUUCGUUCCAAUGUGAGAUCUGUGACAAAUCUUUCUCUCAGGAAAUGUUUCUUCAGAGACAUCUACUCACUCACACUGAAGCACGGCCUUAUGAGUGUCCAGAAUGUUUUAAAUGUUUUAAAAGCUCAUCACAUUUAAAAAAUCAUAUCCCUAUCCAUUCAGGAGUUAAGCCCUUUGUAUGCCCGACGUGCAACAAAGCAUUUUUGAAAAAUGCUUCGCUGAGGCGACAUCAAACAAUACAUGCAAGAGGAAAUGCUGUGGCAUGCCACGUUUGUGGGAAGAGUUUUUUGAACAUGGAGUAUCUUAAGAAACAUAGUAUUACUCAUGAGUCAUAACCUUAUUGAUAACUUUUUUUUAAUUUUUAAAGCUUUCUGUGAUACUUAUGCUACAUUAGUUGGCGCUAAUAGUUGUUAUUUAGUUUUAAUUUUAGUGCAGUAGAAUCCCUCAUAAUAUUUGAUCUUAUAACAACUGACCCUAACCAUAGAUAAAAUAGUUCCUUAGUAGAUUUCUCAUCCUUAUAGAACAGCUGAAGCCAAUUUUAUUGUUAGUUCUGUCCGGUUUUCUGUAGAUGUCAUGUUUUAUUUGCAAAUUGUUUCUUUUAUUGUAGGGUUAGUUUCUCAUUAUUUGUGUCUCGCUGUUUGGUUAUAUAGCUAGUGGACGAGUUACUGUUUAUGAUUAGAUAGUUUUAUUUGGUUAAACGAGGUUUUAAAUUACUGAAAUAACAAGAAACAAAUUGUAAACAAAACACAACAUCAACAGAAACCCGGACAGAACUAACAAUAAAAUUGGCUUCAGCUGUUCCAUAAGGAUGGGAAAUCUACUAAGGGACUAUGUUUUAUCUAUGCCCUAACUCAAACCCUUGACCCAAUCGUGACACUGUCUUCUAACAACAAUCAUUGUUCAUAUUUAAAAGAAAUAUGAUCUAGUCCCAUUCAUAGGUGUCCAUUUAACCAUUGCAUACGGUAAGGCCCCAGUUAAAAGAGAGGGUUCUGGAAAAUGUUUAAAAUUUAGGUACACAAUUGUUGAUUGUAUGCAUUUUUGUACCGAUAUAUGCUUGGUCAAUUUAUUUUAUUCAUUGGUUUUAAAAUAUUAAAAAUGUGGUUAAGAAGGGUACCAAAGGGUCUCCCCUCUUAUGUCUGUAUGCAUUUUUGUACCGAUAUAUGCUUGGUCAAUUUAUUUUAUUCAUUGGUUUUAAAAUAUUAAAAAUGUGGUUAAGAAGGGUACCAAAGGGUCUCCCAUAUUGAUGGACACCCAUGGAUUAUCAAACCAACAAAAGAUUAUUGCAUAACUGUUUCAACACUUUUUUCUCUUUUACUAUGACUUUGUUUAUCUUUUUUAUGAAGGGUUCUACUGUAUUCUAAAUUUUAAUUUCACUAUCCUAUCUGAAACGGUCAUAGUUAUUUAUUUAGGCAUUGCAUGGAUCAUGCCAAUUUAUUUUAACAUUACAGAAUUUAUUUGUAUUAGUUUUAAAGGUUUUUUUAUAUUAGAGGUUGUUGGAUGGCAAAUAAUCAAAAUUAUUUAGCCUCAAUAGCUUUGUAAAGUAAGAUUAUAUUUUUUAUUAUAAGCUUUAUUUUCACUAGGAUAUUAAUUUAAGCUAUACCGGUAGUUCACUUUAAAAUUUAUUUUAUUUUUGUAAAAAUGUGCAGUCUUUUGCAAUAUUUUGUGCGGAGCGAAGCGAAGUUCUUUGGGGUCGGCUUCAAUGCAAACUUUUUAACACUAUCACUCGAUAACGGCUGAACAUAUUUUAGCCAAACUUACCAAGGUUGUUUCGACAAAUGUUUGGAAGGUCUAAGACGAAACAAUUUCAGUUUUGUAAUAACACCUAUAUAAUUUAAAAUCAAUUCAAAGUUUUUAAAUUUUAACAUUGGUCUUAUUAAACAUAAACAUUUCCUAUACAGGAGACUCCCUCUUAUCCAGACAUUGGUUUAACCGGACCACACUCGGUAGAAGUGACAUCUCUUUAUCCGGAUAAUUUUUAUCAGCACAUCGGUUUAACCGGACUAGAUCGGCAGGAAGUGGGUGGUACUGAAAGGACUGUUCUCGUGGGAAAGAUUUGAGACCAGUGAUUACGUGUCUAAAUACAAUGCUCUCCUAAUUUUAAGUCAAAUACUGUAUAGAGUAUGCAUUUAAACGAUCCGUUUUAAUGAGAUUUUGGGGUCGUCGGUUUAACCGAAAAAACCGUUAUCCGGACUGGCCUCGGUCCUGAGGAGUCUGGAUAAGAGGAAGUCUACUGUACUGUCUUUUAUAAAUUAGUGCAACAGCUGUUUUGGUUUGAUGGGACAGUGGUGUUGCCACUUUUGUCUCGCCACGGCCUUGUAUUAGAGUAGGCUAUGGAUUGGGACACUACUUAGUUGUUUUUAAACCCAAAUAUGAAUGAAACAUGACUGUAGGAUAAGUGAGAUACCUAUGUGGCUUGGUUGUGAUUGUAUUAGUCGGCUAAGGCGCGCCUACAUUGGAAGCAGAAUUUGACGGAGUGGGUCCGUCUGAGUCUACCGGAAACAAACACAUGUAGCGCUGUCUCCUCUCCUACACUGGCACUGAUUGUAGUGUCAGAAAGGAGGAAUGGGUCUGAGCUUGUCGGAAACGAAUCUUUUUUCACGCGAUCAGACCAGACCCAGAGACCCAGUCGCUUUGAAUUUUGAAACUUUGACAGAGGUUAGUGCAUGGUUGAGGUUAUUUAUUUUGUCUGUUUGUUUUUAAGAUUGUGCUAAAAUGGUUGACAAAGGAAAGUAGUUGAUGGAAUUAGUGUGUGAGAAAGUGGCUUUGUGGAACCAGAAAGACAAAUACCACAACCACAACCUAAAUUGCAGUCCAAACAUUAAAUCAAAUAGUUCCUCAUCCAUUUUGCAAACUGAAAACAAUAACAAAAUACCCCCGCUGCAGCAAACCUGCAGACUAAGCGAAUUUCCAUUAUCCAGCCUGGAUUUCUACAAAAAUAUUCACUUAAAAUUUUAAUAUUUUCCUAUUUAAAUAACAUUAAUUUUAAUGAGUACAUAGGUUUGCUUAUACAGAGAAGGUAUU